Capsicum annuum is the source of this 1339-nucleotide messenger RNA. Its product is annotated as hydrolase 3. The transcript has a single exon. The coding region runs from base 155 to 1129 and encodes 324 amino acids. The record is from RefSeq and is a predicted model, not a curated record. NCBI's taxonomy places the organism in Eukaryota, Viridiplantae, Streptophyta, Magnoliopsida, Solanales, Solanaceae. Gene Ontology annotation, molecular function: hydrolase activity.
UUGUACCCUACUUAGCUCCAAUUAUUAGUUUAAUCUAAAGUAAUUUUUUUCCCUUUCCAAAUUUGGCUCCACUCACAAACAAUUAUAUCAAAAGAAGUAUAAGCAUUCCGCACCAUUCGAUAGCCAAAUCGUUGAGUUUAAUUUCUUUACUACAAUGCCUUCCAAUGACGAUGUGGUACUCAAAGAAGUGGAAGACUACUUCCGGCUCUACAAGAGCGGUCGUGUUGAGCGUUUCUAUGACAUACACGGGUCCUUCUACGUCCCACCAUCGCCACAAAACCCGUUAGCUGGUGUCUUCUCCAAAGACGUCACCAUCUCACCCCAUGUCUCUGUCAGACUCUACCUCCCAGAAAAUACCACAACCUUCCAGAAACUCCCCGUCUUAGUGUAUUACCACGGUGGCGGACUUUGCUUUGAAUCCGUUUUUUUUACUUGGAUUCACCGUUAUGCUAACUCUUUAGCAUCCGAAUUAAACGUUAUUGUUGUUUCUGUAGAGUACCGCUUAGCCCCAGAGGUUGAUGUGCCUACAAUUUACGAAGAUUGUUGGGCUGCACUUCAAUGGGUCGCGUUACACGAUGAUGAAAACUCAUUAACCACGAGCACUAAUAACAAAGAAUCGUGGUUAACGAAUUUUGGUGAUUUUAAUAAGGUGUUUUUAGUUGGGGACAGUGCUGGAGGCAAUUUAGUGUACCACAUGACUAUGAGGGCGGGAAAAGAAACGUUGAAUAAUAACGUCAAAAUUACUGGAUCGAUUUUUGCGUACCCAUAUUUUUUAAUCCGAGAUAUUGAAAUUGAUGAAGAAGGUUUGGCUUAUAAAAUUUGGGUCAAUAUUUGUCCCCCAUUAGAGCCUGAAAUUGAUAGCCCAUUGAUUAAUCCACUUUGUGAAAAGGCUCCAUCGUUACUUGGGUUGGGUUGUUCGAGACUUAUGCUGUGUAUGGGAAAAAAGGAUUACGUAAUUCCUAUAGAAAUUGGGCGUAAAUUUGUUGAAGAAGUGAAGAAGAGUGGGUGGAAUGGAAAAUUGGAAUUUGUUGAGAUUGAUGAAGGGCAUUCUUUUCAGAUUUAUAAACCUGAAACCGAGGAAGCUAAACGUAUGAUGAAGUGUUAUGCUUCUUUCAUCCAUCGCCAGUAAAGGCGAUUCGAUACAUAAAGCAUUCCGCAGAAUUUGAAGAAGUGUCAUAUCUCAAGGGUUCUAACAAACAAAAUUUGCUACACACAGUGUGUUGGAUUUGUAACUUUUUUUCUUUGUUUGCUUCAAUUCUCUUUUUAUCUUAAUUGUUGUCAUUGAUCCAGUGGCUCACAUCCGGAAUAGUAUUUAUAAAAUCAUUUUGCUAUGUUCAAA